Trichoplax adhaerens is the source of this 1974-nucleotide messenger RNA. RefSeq lists its product as uncharacterized. Gene Ontology annotation, cellular component: membrane. The transcript is spliced from 4 exons. The record is from RefSeq and is a predicted model, not a curated record. NCBI's taxonomy places the organism in Eukaryota, Metazoa, Placozoa, Uniplacotomia, Trichoplacea, Trichoplacidae. The coding region runs from base 1 to 1974 and encodes 657 amino acids.
AUGAUCAACAUUCUCAAAUCGAAAAAAGCGACGAAUAAGAGCGCGGAUCAAGAAGGCAAAAGUAAUCAACAGAAUCAACAGCAAAAAAGCGAAGAAACCAAUCACUCUAAUGAUAACCCUAAUCGUGAUUUAUGUGUCAAAAGUUUAUCACUACCGGUGGAAUUUAUUGCGCGAAAUAGAAGCCAACUUGAAUAUGGUCUUGAACGAAAAUUUCGAUGGUCCAAGAAGCGUUGUUUAUUCUAUAUUUUGAGCGAAAUCAUUUUUAUCGCUAAUUUUACCACCGAUAUUGUUGUUGGCAUCGAUUAUAUUUCUUAUGGAAGUACAAGCUGGGGCUGGACAAUCAUUAUCCUAGCUAUUGCUUGCUUACUGUUUCAACAGCUCUUUUCCUUAAUUUGGUCAAUAAAGCUCUGUAGCAAAGAUGGCGAAAAUAACAAUGCUGGAGUUCCCAACGAAAAUGUAUCGAACCACCGUUCCUGGAAUGCCUGUCAAACAGGCUUUAAACAUCUCUUUUGUCUUAGUCGUCUAUAUAGGUAUAUUCAUUUAAUACAUCGAGGUAGAAAGGAACAUAAUAGGAGAGAGGAUACGCUGAUUGUAUUCGAGCUAUUAGAAACUACAGUACUAGAUGUCAUAGAAGCUGCUGUUACUAGUGCACCGCAGUUAACGAUUCAAUGUUAUUUGAUGAUAGAAUUGUCUGAAGUAUCGGUACUUCGAGUUAUAUCAGUUAUCAUAUCGGCGGUAGAGAUUAGCUACGCUAUUGCACAUCAUGCCAGAAUAUUACGUGAAUCGGAAAGCCAGUUACGACCUACAGCUAACACACUUUCUAAAUCAGGUUAUUUCGUCUAUACCAUGUGGCGAUUCUGCACAGUAGCUUCACGAAUGAUUUUCUUAGGUAUCUGCGCAUAUACUAUUGGCAUUUACAUCUUUGUUAUGUUUGCAUGCCAUUGGAUUACGGUAGCUAUUAUCUCACUUUGGGAUGGAGCUGGAAAUUACUUUGCUUCUCCAAUCAGAAAGUAUACGUUUUGCAUUUUGCUUGGCUAUAUAGAUAACUUUUUCUUCCUUAACGUCAAGCAAGGGAGAACUCGAAUGCGCUAUUUGGUCCAUUUUUUUUUACUUUUUGUGGAAUUAACUAGUGUAGUUCUGUACUGCUUAUUAACUAACAAAAUAUCUCGACCAGUAGUCUUACCUGUGCUUUUAACAGCUUUAUUAUUUUACGUUAUUGGAGCUGCUUUUAUGAUCACCUAUUACUGUUGUGCGCACCCAACUAAAGAUCGACUUUCAACAUAUCUUAUGCAGCCACGUUUACCCAAAUCAGCAACACGUCAGUCUAUUCAACUUUAUUAUUCUCAAGCUAAUUCAAGGAAUCCAACACCUAAUAUCCAAAGACGUGGAAACGUCCUAUCUCAGCCCGGAUCGAGACGUCAUAGUAUAACAGAUAAUAUUGAUAAUGCAACCGGCAAUCUUCCUGUGUUUAGAAAGAGUAUAACUGAAUUAGGCUCACAAAGAGAAGGCGAAUCUAAUCAAUUCUUACAUCCUAAUAAAGCCGCCAUCAUAUUUGCUGAUCGAUUAGCUAAGUUAAACCAUGAUACAAUUGAAGAGGAAUCUGCUAUUGAACAGACAGUUAGCAUAACUAUAUCGACUGAUAGCUAUUCUAAACCGAAUGAGGUAUCAAACGGAGAACUCGAUAUGGCAGAAGUAUUUUCAACAAAUUCUAGAUCAAGUCAUGAGGAUGAUGAAGAUAUUGCUGCUUCAGAUUCCGGUAUAGCUAUCAGUUCUGGAGGUAAUUCUUACCUAUAUCGCACUGAUAUGGUAAGCCAAAGUAAAAGUGUCCAACAAACCAUAACGUUGGAAGAAACAAAUGGAAAUAUUGCUAUGAUUACUUCUUCCAAGAAAUCAGGAAGUACCGAUAAGAGUAUUGCAGUAAUUGAUAAAGGUUCAUCAAAUAAAAUAUUAAAAUACCGCACUACUACUCUAUAA